Messenger RNA from Lotus japonicus, 1674 nucleotides. RefSeq names its product serine carboxypeptidase-like 13. Bases 188 to 1570 code for a protein of 460 amino acids. The record is from RefSeq and is a predicted model, not a curated record. Gene Ontology annotation, molecular function: serine-type carboxypeptidase activity; acyltransferase activity, transferring groups other than amino-acyl groups. Gene Ontology annotation, biological process: proteolysis; secondary metabolic process. The transcript has 14 exons. NCBI's taxonomy places the organism in Eukaryota, Viridiplantae, Streptophyta, Magnoliopsida, Fabales, Fabaceae.
AAUGCACUUUUGCAUUAUUGGUUUGGCAACAACCACUCAAAACAGAGAAUAUCCUUAAAACUGGCACAUUCUGCAUCUCUCUCUGUUCUUUCAGCCCAGUGACCCUGAAAUUUUUUCUCACAGGACUUCAGGUUCACUCUCUGCAUACUAGAUAAAGAGAGAGUAAAAACCAGGAGAGAAACUGGCCAUGGGUUGGAGAUGUAGCUGUGUGGCCUUAGUUGCUGUAGUAUUGGUUCUGCCAUUCCUAGCUUAUUCUGGUUCUGUUAUCAAGAACCUUCCUGGUUAUGAUGGUGAUCUUCCAUUCAAGCUUGAAACUGGAUAUAUAGGAGUUGGAGAAGAAGAAGAGGUGCAUUUGUUUUACUAUUUUGUGGAGUCUCAAAGAAAUCCCUUCAUUGAUCCAAUUUUACUUUGGUUCGUUGGAGGUCCAGGAUGCUCUGGCCUUUCUGCAUUCUUUUUCGAAAAUGGGCCUCUAACAAUGGAUCGCAACUACACUGGGGACCUUCCAAAUCUUAAAUUGAACCCGUAUUCGUGGAAUCAUAUGUUGAAUAUGAUAUACAUAGAUAUCCCAGUGGGCACUGGAUUUUCCUACUCAGACACACAAGAAGGCUACUAUAGCAGUGACAUACUGUGGGUGGAGCAUACAUAUACAUUUUUACAAAAGUGGUUUAUUGAUCAUCCAAAGUUUAGUUCAAAUCCAUUUUACAUCGGUGGUGGCUCAUAUGCAGGACUAACUACUGGUCCUCUAGUUCAAAAAGUAUAUGAAGUGCUUCCUCGAAGUGAAGGUUACAUAGCUAGAAGCGCGCCACGCAUCAACAUCAAAGGGUAUGUGAUUGCAAGCCCAGCUGUUGAUACGGUUCAAUUAGUAAACACGAGAGUUCUAUAUGCAUACCAUAUGAGUCUUAUACCAAAAGAACUCUAUCAGUCGAUGAAAGAAAAUUGUAAUGGUGAUUAUGUAAAUAUUGAUCCUGAAAACACAAAGUGUGUCUCAGAUUAUGAAGCUUAUUCCGAGUUAGUUCGUUAUAUAAACCUGCAACAGAUCUUGGAACCUCUCUGUCCUACUACGCCUGGUGUGAACCAAGUAAUUCGACAACCAGUUCAAGAUCAUCCAGAAUUUUUUUGUAGAAGUUAUGAUCACAUCCUCAUUGACAUUUGGGCAAAUGAUGAAAAAGUGUGGAAGGCCCUUCAAGUAAAGGAGGGGAUUAAGGAGGAGUUCUUGAGAUGCAACAAGACUUUGGCAUACACUACAACUCUGAGUAACGUCGUAGAAUCUUAUCGGAAUCUCACUAAAGCUAACCUCCAAGCUCUCGUUUACUGUUCUGAUCUUGACAUGUCCGUACCACAACUGGGUACUCAACAUUGGAUCAAGUCAUUGAACAUGAGCAUAAGUGACAAAUGGCGUGCAUGGUUUGUGGAGGGUCAAGUAGCCGGAUUCACAGAAGUCUACAAAAUGAAAGAAGACCACUACUUUACAUAUGUGGCAGUGAAGGGUGCUGGACAUGUGGCCCAGACAUUUAAGCCCAAGGAAGUUUAUCAUGUGAUUAAAAGUUGGUUUUCGUUUUCUCUUAUAUAAGAUUAUGCUUCGGUUGUUGAAUAAAAAAGAUUAUGCUCCGAUUAGAUGGAAUAAUUUAUUGUAUUCUUCUGUGAACAAAACAUUCAAGUUCAUUUCUGCCACAA